Budorcas taxicolor (takin) is the source of this 473-nucleotide messenger RNA. RefSeq names its product ATPase H+ transporting V1 subunit G2 (gene ATP6V1G2). NCBI's taxonomy places the organism in Eukaryota, Metazoa, Chordata, Mammalia, Artiodactyla, Bovidae. Bases 117 to 473 code for a protein of 118 amino acids. The record is from RefSeq and is a predicted model, not a curated record. Gene Ontology annotation, molecular function: proton-transporting ATPase activity, rotational mechanism. Gene Ontology annotation, biological process: proton transmembrane transport. The transcript has 4 exons. Gene Ontology annotation, cellular component: vacuolar proton-transporting V-type ATPase complex.
GGAGAGAGGAGAUGGUUCAGAGAUAGACGAAAAGAUGAGACGAGAGAGAAAACAGAGGAGAUAAAGACAAGAAAAAAACCGCAGUUAAAAUGCAAAACUAAACCCCAAACCACAAAAUGGCCAGUCAAUCCCAGGGUAUCCAGCAGCUCCUGCAAGCCGAGAAGCGGGCGGCUGAGAAGGUGGCAGAUGCCAGAAAGAGGAAGGCCCGGCGUCUGAAGCAGGCAAAGGAGGAGGCACAAAUGGAGGUGGACCAGUACCGCAGAGAGAGAGAGCAAGAAUUCCAGAGCAAGCAGCAGGCAGCCAUGGGCUCCCAAGGGAACUUGUCAGCUGAGGUGGAGCAGGCUACAAGGCGCCAGGUGCAGGGCAUGCAGAGCUCCCAGCAGAGAAACCGUGAACGUGUCCUGGCCCAGCUUCUCGGCAUGGUCUGCGAUGUCAGGCCCCAGGUCCACCCCAACUACCGGAUUGCUGCCUAG